This is a messenger RNA of Penicillium antarcticum, 1545 nucleotides long. Its product is annotated as putative aromatic-L-amino-acid decarboxylase. Gene Ontology annotation, molecular function: carboxy-lyase activity; pyridoxal phosphate binding. Gene Ontology annotation, biological process: amino acid metabolic process. Bases 1 to 1545 code for a protein of 514 amino acids. NCBI's taxonomy places the organism in Eukaryota, Fungi, Ascomycota, Eurotiomycetes, Eurotiales, Aspergillaceae. The transcript is spliced from 3 exons. The record is from RefSeq and is a predicted model, not a curated record.
AUGGAUCGCAACCAAUUUCGUGAUGCGGCUCACUCAGCCAUUGAUGACAUCGUCAAGUACUUCGAUACAGUCCCCGAGCGAAGAGUUCUCCCCGCCGUCGACCCCGGAUAUCUUCGUCCUCUGAUCCCCGAGAACCCUCCCGAUGAGCCAGAAGACUGGGCCCAGAUUCAGGAAGAUGUUGACACAAAGAUCAAACCCGGCUUGACCCAUUGGCAAUCCCCGAACUUCAUGGCAUACUACCCAGCCAGCGUCACAUACCCCAGCAUUCUAGGCGAGAUGUACUCGGCUACCUUCACCGCACCAGCAUUCAACUGGCUCUGUUCUCCAGCAUGUACAGAAAUGGAAACCAUCGUGAUGGACUGGGUUGCCAAGGCCCUAGCAUUGCCCGAAUGCUUCCUAAGCACAUCCGAGACACAUGGUGGAGGUGUAAUCCAGAACAGUGCCAGUGAUGCAAUCGCGACGAUUAUCGUCGCUGCACGAGAGAGGCGUGUUCGGGAGGUCUUGCUUGCAGAGGGUCUGAAAGAGGGUACGCCCGAGUAUGAAGACCGGAAGUUCGAUGUCCAGGGCAAGCUCGUUGCCAUUGCCAGUGAUCAAACCCACAGCAGCGGAGCUAAGGGAGCUCUAAUUGCUGGUACUCGCUUCCGUAGCGUGACUGCCAGGCUAGAAGAUAACAUGGAGAUGACUGGACCGCGUCUCCGGGAGGUCCUUGAGAAGUGUGAUAAGGAUGGACUUACCCCGUAUCACCUUACUAUGACCAUGGGUACUACCAACUCCUGCAGUGUGGAUCGCUUUGCAGAGCUCAAGGCUGUACUGCAGGAGAAGCCCCACUGGCAGCGCAUCUGGGUGCACAUCGAUGCCGCUUAUGCUGGUGCUUCGCUUGUCGCGGAUGAGUGGCAGUAUAUUGCAAAGGACUUUGCGGAGGGUGUUGACAGUUUCAACAUGAACAUGCAUAAGUGGCUGCUAGUCAACUUUGAUGCCAGUGUCCUCUACGUUCGGAAUCGCUUGGAUCUCACUAAUGCCCUUGAUAUCACACCAACCUACCUGCGCAACCCAUACUCCGACAUGGGCACAGUGAUUGAUUACAGAAACUGGUCAAUUUCCCUCGGUCGUAGAUUCCGCGCAUUGAAGAUCUGGUUCGUCAUGCGAAGCUACGGUCUCAACGGCAUGAAAGCGCAUAUCCGCAAGACGAUCGGCUUUGGUGAUAUCUUUGCCGACUUGGUGCGCAGUCGCUCUGAUCUGUUUGAGAUUGUGACGAAGCCCGGUUUCGCUUUGACUGUUUUCCGUUUAAGAAACCCUCAAUCUUCAUUUAACGGGGCUAAUGGCACAUCUGAGCGCGCUGUUCAGGAUAAAGGGGCUGAUACUCUGACUAAGAAAGUGUAUGAGUUGAUCAACUCGCGAGGAGAGAUCUUCAUCACAUCCACUGUCAUUGAUGGUGUUUAUGUGAUCCGUGUUGUGAGUGCCAAUCCUCUAGCUGAGGAAAAGAACGUUCGCAAUGCAUUUGAUAUUGUGCUUCGCACCACCGAAGAGGUGCUGCAGCAAAAGUGA